Diorhabda carinulata is the source of this 2992-nucleotide messenger RNA. Its product is annotated as mediator of RNA polymerase II transcription subunit 25-like. Gene Ontology annotation, biological process: positive regulation of transcription by RNA polymerase II. The transcript is spliced from 16 exons. The record is from RefSeq and is a predicted model, not a curated record. Gene Ontology annotation, cellular component: mediator complex; transcription regulator complex. The coding region runs from base 323 to 2956 and encodes 877 amino acids. NCBI's taxonomy places the organism in Eukaryota, Metazoa, Arthropoda, Insecta, Coleoptera, Chrysomelidae.
AUAUACUGUUAAUUACGCUAUUUAAAAGAAUUAACCAAAAAUAACCAUGCAUGGGGAUUAAUGAUUUUAAAGGUUCAAACAACAAACUUUGUAUUCAAUUGAUAAGACAGAUUGCUUCCUAAGAUUAUUCACAUACUCGAUUGCUUCAUUCAUUUUCCGAAUGACAGUGAAUGAAUCCGGAAUACUCUAUAUGAUCUAUAUGAUCGGCUUAACCCGAUCAUAGUUUCCGAAAACCCCUAUAUUUUGUUUUAUACGUGUGCUAUUUUGUGGAAACUGUAAUAAAGUUUCAAAUUGAAUUUGCAGUGGUUAUAUUAUUUUAAAAAUGGUUGUCUGCUCUGGUGAACACGGCUUACAAGCGGACAUAAUAUUUCUUAUAGAAGGAACGGCCGUAAAUGGUGCAUAUAUAAAUGAUAUUAAAACAAAUUAUAUUAUACCAUCCCUAGAAUAUUUCAAUCAAACUAAAAUGGAAGAUGCCAGUUACUUAUCAGAAAAUGCAAAUUCAGUUUAUGGAAUUGUUAUUUUUUAUGCUGCCGAUUGCCUACCACAACUCAGCACAGAUACAUUUGGUCCAUUCAUAAGUCCUUUGAAACUUUUGGCUGCUAUUGAUAAAUUGGAAAUGAUUGGAGGUAAAGGAGAAUCUCAUUCAAAUAUCGCUGAAGGCUUAGCAACAUCCCUACACUGUUUCGAAGAACUACAACAAAAAAGAGAUACAACUACCCCUGUGCAGAAGCAUUGUAUCCUUAUAUGCAACUCUCCUCCAUAUUCACUUCCUGUUUUGGAAUCUCAUACAUUUUCGGGUAAGACUGCUGAGCAGUUAGCUGGAAUUUUGCAAGAGAGAAAUAUCAACUUUUCUGUUAUUUCACCAAGAAAGAUUCCUUCAUUAUAUAAGCUAUUUGAAAAAGCAGGAGGUGAUUUAAGCUCGUCACAAACGAAAAAUUAUGCAAAAGACCCAAGACAUCUAGUACUAUUGAAAGGUUUCAGUCUCAAAGAAAGGUCUGUUAGCCCUCCACCUGGAGCCUCUACAACCACACCAAAUCAAAUAACAAAUACGGGAAUACCCACAAUGACUUCUUUGCCAAGUCCACUUCAAGGAAGUGAUAGUCCAAUUCCAGGUACCAGUCAACCUAGCAAUAAUAUUAUGGUCAAUACUACAGUGGGAGUAGGAGCUAAUGUUGGACAAAAUAAUGUAUACAGACCACAGGGAACACAAGGUAUGAAUAUUCCUCCGCAAAAAGGAGUAGGAGUUGUGAAUGUAGCUGGUGGUCGUAUGAUGGGUAAUAAUCAAAUGCCAAUUAUGCAGGUUAACGCUCCUCCGGGAUAUCAUGCUUCAGGUCAUGUAAAUAGAACAUCUCCACAUUGGACAAUGCCUCCGCCAGUCCAACAAGUAAGACCCUAUAUUCCUCAAUCAAAUCAACAGGUUAAUACUACACAAGGUAGUGCUCUUAUUGCUCAGUUGACACAACCUCCGUCGUCAAUAUCCGGAUCCAAUGUUAACCAAUUUGGACAGAUGACAUCAAAUUCGCCCAUUAAUAAAAUAAACGUGCCACCACAAUCAAAUGUACAAACGUCGAUUUCACAAAACCAAACAGGCAUACAAACGUCUAUGGCACAGGUCUCACAGGCGAAUCCUGUUUCUUCUUCUCAAGCCCAGAAUAUGCCACAAGCUGUCCAAGGUCAACCGCAACAAAUACGGGAAAGGCAUACUAUUUGGCAAGGUUUAUUGGAAUGGAUAGAAAAGCCAAAAAAUGCUACAGAUCAACAAAAAAUUACCAAGCAUGUCCCCUGUCAGGUGUCUGCUAAUUCCAAAGACGGUGAACCCGAAUUAAAAGCUGAUGGUUGGCCACAAAAACUUAUAAUGCAACUCAUGCCGAAACAAUUAAUAGGAAAUAUUGGUGGAGCAUAUCUGAAAAAUUCGAAAUCUGUAUUAUUUCAUCCCCAGCCAUGUGAUGCUUUAGAAUCUCUUACAAGAGUUAUGAGUUCUGGAUUCGCUGGAUGUGUGCAUUUCACUAGUGUCCCACCAUGCGAAAUUAAAGUUCUUAUUUUAUUAUAUACGGCAGAUAAAAAAGCUUACUUAGGAUUUAUACCUAAUGAUCAAGUUGCUUUUGUCGAUAGACUUCGGAAAGUUAUUCAGCAACAGAAAUCAACUCAACAAAUGAGACAGGGUGGACCCGGUACUCCUACUGGUAAUCCGCAAGUUGGACAAGUGAGUAAUUCUCCUCAAAUGUCAGGCACGAAUGCUAUAACAUCUCAAAACGCCCCUCAAAACAUGUUAAUAUCUCCAACAAACACAAUUUCAAUGGGAGGUGGUCAGAUGACUCAAAAUGUUAACACAACGUCACAACAAGGACAGGGAAUGGCUGGUAUAAUAAAUCAAAACGUAUCUUCUGGAAAUAUGAGACCCAAUAUUAGGAUGCCCAAUAUACAACCAGGAAAUACAAAUCAGUCAAAUAUAAUACAAAAUCCAGUGCAAAGUUCUGCUGAAAACCAACUUGAGGUUGAAAGGAGGCAUAAUUUAGAGAAAAUUAAUCAACUUAAACAAACACUGGAAGCUGCACAACAACAAGAAAGGCAAUAUAAAAGCCAGUUGGAGAGAAUAAGUCAUAUGAAAACUUCUCAAUUAGAGCAAGCUUUACAAGCAGCACAACAAACAGAAAUGCAUUAUAAAAUGCUUGAAAAUCAGCAAAGACAACAGAUAGCUGCACAAAAUGUUCAAUCUACACCUCAGGCAGCCACAUCUCAACCCCAACAGAGGCUUAUGCGACCAGUUAUGUCAAAUAAUCCUGGAUUAAGACAUCUUUUGCAGCAACAACCUCAAUACAGACAGUUAAUAAACGUUCAACAGAUGCCGGGCAGUGGCUCCAGAACUCAAAUGGGUCAGCAGUUGCAAAACCCAGCUGGAUCACAACAAACGAAUUUUGAUGAAGUUGGAAGCUUCGAUUUUAAUAAUAUUAUUUAAUUAUAUGUUUAAAUAUAAAUAUAUUUAUUAUUAUAA